Messenger RNA from Salarias fasciatus (jewelled blenny), 1599 nucleotides. RefSeq lists its product as uncharacterized. The record is from RefSeq and is a predicted model, not a curated record. Gene Ontology annotation, cellular component: sperm flagellum. Gene Ontology annotation, molecular function: protein binding. The coding region runs from base 889 to 1533 and encodes 214 amino acids. The transcript is spliced from 8 exons. Gene Ontology annotation, biological process: cilium movement. Lineage: Eukaryota; Metazoa; Chordata; Actinopteri; Blenniiformes; Blenniidae.
GGCAAGUCGGGUCCCCGUCGGAUGAACCCGCUCCCGUCAUGUCCAGGAGAGAAAUCGCACAGUUGACCUGCAGUCCCAAACAGCUGGUGUGUGUGGAGAUGCUGCAGGAGGGAAACCACAGGUCCUUCACGGAGCUCUACAGUCUGCUGCGUUCUGAUCGGGACCGGAGAGCAGCAGCAGAACCCGGGUCAGCUCUCUGCUCCCAGACGCCUCUGGAGGAACAAGCAGACAAACUGCAGCUCAUCAGGAAACACCUGACCCGGGCCGAGGAGGAGGACCGGGUCCACCUGACCCGGGACCGGGUCCACCUGGAUCAGGACCGGGUCCACCUGACCCGGGCUGAGGAGGAAGAUCGGACCGGUGCUGGGUUCAAACUGACAUGUUCUGUGACUCCUGAGAACGUUGAGAGCUUAAUGUGACUCCGUGUGUGUGUGUGUGUGUGUGUGUGUGUGUGUGUGUGUGUGUGUGUGUGUGUGUGUGUGUGUGUGUGUGUGUGUGUGUGUGUGUGUGUGCGCGCGUGUGCGUGCAGGGGCGAGCGAGCAGCGUCUGCUCCUGGCUCGCCUCCUCUGGGCUCCAGAGGACGCCUGGCUCAGACUUCACUUCCUCCACGGUGCCGAGCAGGACGAAGGCUCCAGAAGCUCCGCUGAGAGAAAACUGAGCCUGAGUGAGGAGUACCUGAAGCAAGGUGAGCUGCACCGUGCGAGGCAGCAGGUGGAGCUGUUGCUCCAGCAGCUGGGAGACAGCUAUCUGGACUCGAACCGUGGUCCCCUGCAGCUCCGGCUGCGCCGCGUGACGUGGACGACCUUCAGCCGGCUGGCCGCCGCCCUGCUGGACUCCGGGGACUGCGGCGCCGCCCUGGCGCUGCUCCGGCGGGCGCACGGCGCCGUCAUGGAGAUCGGAGACAAGAGACUGGAGGCGGAGGCCGCGCUCCAGCUGGGACGGACCAAUCAGAGCGCAGGGAACCACCACGCAGCCCGACAGUUCUUCAACAGCUGCAUGCAGAUCUGUGGAACUCUGGGAGAUACAGACGGACUGCUGGAGGCUUGCAUGGCGACCGCUGAGUGCCUGGAGAGGUGGAUACACACACAUACACACACACACUCACCGUUCGUUUUCAUAUUUUUGUCUUUGCGUGUGUGUGUGUGCGUGUGUGUGUGUGUUGACAUCAGUGAGGGGAGCUAUGAUGAGGCCGUCCAGUGCUUGGAGGAAGUCGUCGAAAUCACCCGGAGCAACGGACUGCAGGAGCAACUGGCUGAGACCUAUAUGCACCUGGGAAACAACUACUACAGCAGGGCUCGGUGUCGGACGGCCUGUGACUACUUCCUGCAGAGCUGCCAGGCGGCCAGAGACGCCGGAAACCGGUCUCUGCUGGAGGACGCUCAGGUGAUGGUGGGCGUCUGUCGCGCUCGCAGCUCGUUUGAGUCAUACAUGGCCGACGUGGCGUCGUCCUCGCCGUCGGCCUUACGGAGACUCUGGCGGUACGAGGCCGCCGGGGCCGAGCGGGACCCCGACUCUGGCGCUGAAGAGGGCUGACUGGUGCUCGCGGAACCUCCCUUCGUUAGCUUUGUUCUGUUGUAAUAAAUCCAGUUCAGACAUUGA